AUGGCUUGGUGUGCAUCUCCUGCUAUUCUGCUGCUCACAGCUCUUGGCGUCCAUGCCCGCAAUAAUGGUGUCGGUAAAUUACCGGUCAUGGGCUACGAUACGUACAAUGCCUUCAACUGCGACUAUGACGGCCGAGUCGCUACCGCGCAGGCCAAGGUCAUGAAUGAGACUGGUCUUGUCGCCCUUGGAUACAACACGUUCAUUCUUGAUGACUGCUAUACUCUGAUCAAUCGGAGUGCUUCCGGCGAGCUCCAGCAAAACUUGACACGAUUUCCCGGUGGCAUGAGGAAGUGGACGGAGAGCAUCAACCAGUACGGUGUUAGUGGUAGUGCGUACAGUUCGAAUGGUUACAUGACAUGCGCAGGCUAUCCUGGAGCUUACGGCCAUGAGGAGCAGGACCUUGAGACUUGGAGGAGCUGGGGCUGGAAUCACAUGGUCAAGUAUGACAACUGCUAUAUUCCGUACGACAAUAUCACAAUGGAUAACGAGUACGGUCGCUAUAAGCGUAUGGCGGAAGCCAUCGACAAUCUUGCCGCUAGGUAUCGUGAGAAGCCGUUCAUCUAUUCCUUGUGCCAAUGGGGUUGGGAGAAUCCGUACAACUGGGCGCCACGUAUAUCCCAGGCGUGGCGCAUCGAUGGGGAUAUUAAACCCUUCUGGUCAAGUAUCAAGACCGUUAUUAAUUUGCAGGUGGCCAGCUAUUUGUCUACAGGCUUCUACCAGCACGGUGAUAUGGAUAUGCUUGAGGUCGGCAACAGCGGUCAAGGAUCGCCCGUUGGGGACUUGACGAUAGCAGAGCAGAGGUCGCACUUCACAGCCUGGGCCCUUCUAAAGAGUCACUUGCUGAUUGGUACCGAUCUCCGAAAUGCGACGAAUGAUACGAUUGCCAUUCUAAGCAAUAAAGAACUCAUUGACAUCAACCAGGACCCCAACGAGGGUGCCCCGCUUGCACCUUUCCGGAUCGGCAUUCAAGCCGACUACAGUACGAUUUCUUACAACGAGACGAAACCUCCGCCGUACUGGGGGGGCAAUAGCAGCUAUGGCGCUGUUUUCAUGAUCAUCAACUACGAGAACACAGAACAGAAGUUGGGGUUCAACUUGACCGAAAAUUGGGCAAUCCGUGCUGGCCGCCAGUACCAGGUGCGUGACAUGUGGGCGCAUAAGAACUGCGGCAUUGCAAUGCGCAACUGGACUCUGACGGUUGGUCCGCACGAUGUCGCGGCUUUACUUUUGACGGAUGCUGGACCGGAGCCGUCACAGGAGCUAGCGGACGGCGAGAUUGCACCGCCCUGCGCGCACCCAUUCUUGGUACACCAAUGUACGGCACCGAACGGAAGCUUUAUUUACAACGGCUCCAAAGUGGAAUAUGGCUUCUAA
This is a messenger RNA of Recurvomyces mirabilis, 1374 nucleotides long. RefSeq lists its product as uncharacterized. Gene Ontology annotation, molecular function: alpha-galactosidase activity. Gene Ontology annotation, biological process: oligosaccharide metabolic process; glycoside catabolic process. NCBI's taxonomy places the organism in Eukaryota, Fungi, Ascomycota, Dothideomycetes, Mycosphaerellales, Teratosphaeriaceae. The record is from RefSeq and is a predicted model, not a curated record. Gene Ontology annotation, cellular component: cytoplasm. Bases 1 to 1374 code for a protein of 457 amino acids. The transcript is spliced from 2 exons.